Molecule: messenger RNA, 376 nt
Organism: Adineta ricciae
Lineage: Eukaryota; Metazoa; Rotifera; Eurotatoria; Adinetida; Adinetidae
Source: the annotation of a GenBank genome assembly
UUUCAAUGGAACAGGGUAAGAGUGAUUUUGAUACAAUAGCUCUUUGUUAUGCCCUGAACUUCUUUAUCUCUAGAUAAAUCCGGAUGAUCGUGUUCCGAAAAUGGCUGAAGAUGUUUCACCUGAUCAUCUUCGAUUGUUUCCACUUCAUGAUGAUGUGAUUACACGCACAGUCGAAAUCGAUGACGAAUAUCGUCUGAAAAUGAUGUAUCAUCUAAGAUGGCUACGAGAAAAGGCGACAAUCACAACAUUUAUAUGCCAAGUUACUUGUGAACUAUGUGAUAUGGAUUUCAAUUACACAUCAGAUUUAUUUGCUCAUUUAUCAUCCAGUCAACACCGUGAACUUGUUCGACAGCUCGAACUCAUUCACUGCGUCUAG